Molecule: messenger RNA, 2743 nt
Organism: Caenorhabditis angaria
Lineage: Eukaryota; Metazoa; Nematoda; Chromadorea; Rhabditida; Rhabditidae
Source: the annotation of a GenBank genome assembly
AUGGGUGAUAAUGGCAGACCUAGGAUUAUGCAGGUGGCAGUUUUCCAACCGGUUCGUUCCUAUUUUGUUAAUGGUGUAGUGUAUAAAUAUUUUUUUUUUCAAUUUUCAGGGAGCGCAACCAGCUCAACAAUCACAGCCACAAGCAACUUCAUCACAAGUUGUACCAGUUCGACAAAUGCAGCAACAGACAACACAUUCACAACAACAUCAGUUUUUUGUAAGUUUUAUUAAUUAGAGCUGAAAAUCUAGGAACCUUCCAACUGAAGAAUUUUCAGCAGCCAAUUCAACCAACUCCAGGACGUUUUGUUUCGAAUAAUGUGAGUUUUUUUCCAGAUUUUAAAUUUUAGGAUCCUAUCAGAGUUGUUGGAAAUUAAAACCAGAAGAGUUCAUUCAGAAUUUUGGAAAGUUGUAGAGUUUCAGAAAAAAAAUUCAGAAACCUUCCUUGUUAGACGAAGAUAAAUAUGAACAAGAUAAAAAUGUCAUUCAAAUUUUUUUUCCAUAGAAAAUUAGCUAUAUUGAAAUAUUUCUUCAAUCACGAAAAUUGGGUCAAAUUAUGUUUGAGGGAAGGGAAAAUGAUUCAAAAGUGCAAAAAAUGUUGUAGAUUUUUAAUGCACAAUUUUCAAUAAUUUUGAGAGAGGAAAAGACAGACAUUUCGAAAAAUGAGUUGUACCUAUUACUUUUCAAAGAAUAAAUCUAACUUCAAAAAUUUGUCUCUGAAAAGUAUCAGAAUUUCAUUCAAAAUUCAAACUUUGAAUCUACAAUUUUCAGGGUCAGGGUUCAUCAAAUGGUCCUCCACCACCAACACUUGAAAAUUUGCGAUUAGUUGGAACAGCGGUUAGUCAAUCAUCUAAACAAUUAUAAUUCUUACAUUUCUAUACAUUUUCAGCAAUACCGCCAAAUCGUUCCAAAUCCUAAUGAACCUGGACAGCGGCUCAUUCCACAAUAUCAUAAAAUUGUACCAAGAUCUGGACCUGUUCGAUAUGCAACUGUAAGUUUUUCCAAAAUUGGAAACAAACAAUUCAAAAUUAAUUCCAGAUUCAACCUGGACAAGCACCAAUUUUGACAAUGAAUCGUCAAAUCCAACCGAGACCUCAAACACAAAAUAAUGGAGCACCGACGGUUUUUCAAGCGGUGCCAUUCACAACUCAACCAAAUCGAGAUCCAAUUGUUCUUAGCAAACAUCAAUUUGAAAGACUUGGAAAACCAAUAACAAUCCAAUUCAAUAAUAAUGAUGGAAAUGAUAAACCACCAGUUCUUCAACAAGAAGAACCAUGCAAACAAAAUGUUCAAACUUCAUCAGAACAAGGAACUUCGGGUACCAACACUCAUAAUAUUGUUAAACUUAAUUUGGCAAAACCUGCAAAAUCUGCAUCUGCCUCUGAUCUCACUCUGCCUGCAGCAGAACCUCUUUCAAAACCUCAGUCACCAAAGAAACGACGAACUCUUCCGGUAGAAGAUGACUCUUUGGUUAUCUAUCCUCCACCAAAGCCAAAAAAUGUGACUGCAAAAAACUUCUAUUCUCCCGAAGCAUAUGAUUUGGAUCAAUUUUUGAUGGAAGCUGUUUUCAAACCAGAAAAAGAAGUUUUACAACACAAUUUUAAAGGAACAACUUUCACGGAAUAUACGAAACCUCAAAAGGGGGAUGUUGGAGUUGUCACUGCGGAAAAAAUUAAAAAUGUUUCAUGUGAGUUUUAUAAAUUUUUUUACGUUUUUUUUAAAUGUGAUAAAUGAUUAUUUUUCAGCACUUGUUGGCUUAAAACCGGUCACUCCAAAUAAACUCAACAAAAAAACCAACAAACGACAACAUUCAAACAAAAAAGAGGAUCCUAAAAAGGUUCGUUAUUAUGAUUUCAUUAAAAACGGUAUUGCAUAUCAAAAAUACUUUCAGGAAAUCAAAUUGUCGAGAGGACAAGAAGAUUAUUUUGAAGACUUUUUGGCGAAAGUUAGCGCUAAAGCUAGAAUUGCAGAAACAAAACCAUCAUUCUGUGUAAAACCUAGACAAAAAAAUUCACCAAAAAUCACUGGAAACAGCUCUCCGAUUGCGCUGCCCGAAACAACAACUAGAAGAUCUCCAAUGGUCGCGACAAGUAAGAUUUUAUUUUUUUUAAAUCUAACAUAUUCACAAGAAAAUGUGUGUUUAGGAGCCGCUACAGCCGCUCCUCCAGUUGAACCAACUCCUCCAGAAGAAAACGUUGAACAGAAUGAAACUGAAAACAAUGUUGAAACAUCGACUUCAAUAAAUAAUCAAAAUAAUGUAGCUGUAGAAGAAGUUGAAGGAACUCGUAAGUUUCAUUAUUCUCAUGUCAGAUUUUUUAUGAAAACUAAUUGGUUUUUAGAUGCUGAAACUUCUACUACCACAGUUGAGGCGCAAGUAUCUCAACCAGCUACACCAAAAACUCCUACAAACACUGCUACAUCGGGUGAUAAAACAUUGCAAAAGAUCGCUGAAGAAUGUGCUCUUGAAGUAGCUGGUUGUUCACUUCAACAACUUCCAGGAGGUCUUCCACUCAAAAGAUUAUCACUUUGGACUGUUGACGAAUGUCAACAAUGGACACAACAAGUUACAAAUAGCGAUGAAUAUCGUCACAUUUUUGAGCGAGAAGAAAUCGAUGGAUCAGUCAUGGUUUUUGUACCAUAUAACGAAUUAGCAUCCUUGUUGAAUUUGAGAUUUGGUCCAGCCAAAAAAAUGGAAGUUGCUUUAAAAGUUGUGAAAGCAUUUGAUGCUAAAGUUAGGGAUUUGUGA